UUGGGCCAGAGAGACAGUGACCUCAUAGAGGGCUGAUAUCAGCCUGCAGGAUAAAUUCCAGAACCCCAGGCCAGAGGCUCAGACCAGAACACACCUUUAUGGUGGCAGGUCUCUCUGGCUGAAGCUCCUACAGGAGAUUUUGCCAGGUUUUCCACGGAAUACAAAAAACUCAUUAGCUUCUUAGACGACAUAUCGGAUGGACGGACAAAGAAAGCGACAGAGCAAAAGGAAACAACAUACGCUUCCUAAAGCAAUGAAGAAAAACAAGACCAAAGACAUAACCAAUGAAAUUACAAAAAUAAUGACGUGGUUUGUGUCUGAGGUAACAGACAUAAUAUAUCCAGCAAUAAUUCAAUAUGAAGGAAGAAAAAUCGCAGAGAGAGACAGGGGAGAUGAUGAGGGCAAUGCCAAAAACUUUGUCUUCACAGACAGAAACAGAACACCCAGCAGAUCACCGGGAUGUAUGAGGAGAGGGAGGAGAAGGAAAAUAAUCCAACUGUUUUCUCAACAGGCACCUAGCCAGUCUCCAACAAGAAGGCACCUUGCAAGAAAGCCUUUUUUUCCAUCAUUCAGAAAGGUAUUUCCCAAAGAGGAAGUAGCAAUGCAGGGAGAUUUCAGCAAGCCCCUGGCAACAUGCACAGCUGAGCCUCAAACACUGCAGUCACCAACCAGUAUUUAUGCUGAUGCUUUUUUUAAAGAGAUAUAUGAUGAACUAAUAAGCAAAAUAGUCCUAUCACAAAACCCACAUAUUCAGGACAUUCCAAUCCCUGGAAGCAAUCCCUCAUGUAUCAGCACAGCUGGAGCUGAUUCAAUCCUAAAUAAGCUUUCCAUAUGUCAGGCCACAAACCUGCAGCCUUCUGAAGACCAGGGUCUCUCCCCUGACAUAGACACAUUGACGGCCAAAAUUAUUCUUUCCAGUUUUUCUGACCUUAUGCAAGAAAGAGCUUCCCAAGUCUCAGUUUACGCAGACAUGCAAAACAACAACAGUGUGCCAGCAGAGAGCUUUGGUGGUUUGAUGAAGAGAAAAAUUACUGGUUACCAAGAGGAAAAAGCAAAGGCACCCUCUUCAGUUCCGUAUAACCCUCCAGAACCUGGAGAAAUUGAUGCUGAAAAGCUUUUAGAAGAUCCUACCAAAAGUAACGCCCGAGGCCAAAGUCCCACACCAUCUGUUCUGGGGGUAUGCCACAAAUUUUUGGAAGAUCUAAUCAGCAGGCUUUUAUCUAACACUCUCCCUGCCACCGCCAGCACAUCUUCCUCUACAGAAAAUAAAAUGGAUUUUGCAGAAUUUGACUUAAUUCACAUGAAGAUAAUCAGUAAAGUCAUGGCAAAAAUCUCUGAAGAUGAGAACUCUUCCAGCCUGCAUACUGAACAGCCGCAUUCCAGGGCGGAGGACACGAUUCAAAGAAUUGCUGAUGCAGUCUAUAAUAAGCUUUUGACACAGUUUCAGUCUAGAUUAAAUAUGCAGAACUGUCUAAGAAAUGGGUGCAUGGUUAUUUCUGAAGCUCUCUGUGACUUGGUCAUCCAAGAGGUUUCUGGACAUCCACUGCAGAACUCUCUUUCUGAAGAAUUACUGCUUCACCACUGUGCUGGAGCUGACGAGAUUGCUGAAAAAGUUACACUAACAAAUGUUACUGAGCCUUUGCAUCACCCAAACAGUUUAUCAUCAUAUCUUAGUAAGAUAGCUCCCCUCAUCAUAGAAAAACUAGAAGCAAACCUUAUGUCAACACUUUCUUCCCUCUUUCCCUUUCCCGAUUUGGACAGAGAAAAGAUUUUGUUACUGAAUGGAGCAACUAGGAAAAUACUGCAUGCUUUGCAAGUAGUCCUGUCACAACACCAGAUGAACAUGAACAAACAUAUCAAUGAAAGAGAAUUUUUAGGCACUGAAGACAGGCCGGCUAUGGGAGACAUAUUCCAUUUGGCUUCCACAAGCACUGGAGACCAUUCUGACUCUGACAUUUUUGUUUGCGGAAACCUAACAGAUAAGACAGAUAUUUUAGCUAAUAGGAUAGCGGCUUCCAUAGCAAAAGAAGUUGCCAAACCUGAAUUUCAAGGCAGUUCAGAGGGGGAGACAUUGCCUGUUUCAACUUCAAAAGCAGAAGCUGUUAGGAUUGUUGAGAAAUUCCCUGCUGAUUUUGGCACGAUAGAGAAAAUGCCAAAGCCACCUAUAAACCCACCUAUUCUUGUGGUACCCGUGACAUUUGUGGAAGAAAUAUUAAGUCGAUUCCUUGCAAAAGUCUUAAGUUCAAUUGAUGGCACAAGCCCAAAUUCCAGAAGACAUUUAUCACGAUCCAAAGUGAAUGAAAUUGUUGAGGACCUUAAAGAGGCCAUGGAACAAGGCCUGUCCAAACAUAAAAUCAGCCUUGUGGCAGCUACAAAUGAACAUUUACCUCCAGAGCGUGAAGACGCAGUUAAUGAAGUUGUUCUUUCUGUUUCCAGGAAUAUGUUACAAAUAUCUGGAUCUGAGCAAGAACUUCAUGAUGACAUAACAGGUUUCGAUUUAUUUUUUCCUCAAGAAAUGGCUAUAGUAAUAAUUGAGGAACUCUCUGAUUGCCCCUUUUUACAGGCUGGUGGUGACAAUCCAGCAACACCAAGCCGAAGUGCAAUGAACCCAGGCAGAAUUGCCGACAUGGUCCUUUCCCAAGUGUCCGUUAGACCAGGGGAGUUGGAAACGCUGGCUGCAGGCGCUAGCCAGAAUGAACAAAGAUCUCCCACACCAGAAGACAUGGAUGUUGAUACAGCAGCUGCUCCAAAAAAAGUGUCUUCAUUUUUUAUGAGGGUUCCAAAUGCUCUAUCCAGAGUACGGUGUUUUCUUUCAAGUUGCCUACUACACCGCAGGAACCUUCGGGAAGUAUCACCAGAAAUUACACCUACACGUUAAUGUUGUUUUGGAAAAAACAGAAAAAAAUAUAAAUAAAGUCAUGAAAAAAUG
Alligator mississippiensis (American alligator) is the source of this 2929-nucleotide messenger RNA. RefSeq names its product fibrous sheath-interacting protein 2-like. Bases 197 to 2878 code for a protein of 893 amino acids. The transcript has 5 exons. NCBI's taxonomy places the organism in Eukaryota, Metazoa, Chordata, Crocodylia, Alligatoridae. The record is from RefSeq and is a predicted model, not a curated record.